CAAUUUCCACUAUAAAACAAGGGAAAACUCAUUGGCGGCAACAUCGUGUAACAUGUUGUGCUCGAGAACGCGUCAAAUGAAUAAUUUUAUUAAGGGACAGGCAGUGAAUGUGCAUCCAAUUAAUGUUUGUUUCAUUUCGAUAAGGUGCGGUGAGAUUUAUGACUUAGCAUAAAGCGAUCAUUAUGGAAGUUCUUAUGAUACAAUCGAGAGAACACUUCAGGCAGGCGGUUGUAAACAAGACGAAGGACACGAUCUUGAACGUGACAAAGAGACAGAAAGUUCCAGGUGUCGUUAUCAAUACGAACAGAACGUCAGGUAGGAUUGGAAAUAACUACGGUGGAUAUUAUCAAAACAGAAGCAACGAAACGGAGCUGGCUAUGUGGAAUAACACCACGUCGACGGCAAUAAUGAACGUCACCGAGCCUUCCUCCGACUUUUUGGAGUACGACUUCAGGAUGUUGAAUGCUACAGUUGCAAGUGGUGUCGCGGGCGACGAAUCCUGGCAGUGCAAAGAAUGGACUCCAGCACAACACAACCUCUUCCAAACUGCCAAUUUUUUCUUUGCUGCAGCAUUUCUUGUACCUAGUAGCUUCAAGCAAAGUAUACUUUUAGUUCGAGCACUGCUCGCCGUGGGAUAUGUCUUCACCACGUGUUGGGCUGGUCUCGAAGUCUGUGCCUUUGACAUACUUUUGUGGAACUCCGUACUGGUCAUCUUAAAUUUUGUUCACGCAGCUUUAUUGACUUGGAAAUUUUUGCCACCUACGCUGACCUUGGACCUUACCGAAUUAUAUUUAAAGAUGUUUAAGCCGUUAAAGGUGAGUAAAAAGCAUUUCAAGGAGUUGGUUAAAGAAGCGCGGGUCAUGACCCUUGAUAAAGGUGACAUUUAUGCUGUAGAAGAUGCCAGUCCUGCCGAUGAGAGACUUUCAAUUCUUCUUAAAGGGCGGUUGCGAGUUACGUGUAACGACACCCAUCUGCAUUACAUAAACAUCCACCAAUUCGUCGAUUCACCCGAAUGGGAAGCGAAUCAUGAACAAUCGGAUGACGUUUUUCAAGUUACCAUUACUGCCGAAGAGGACAGCGUCUACGUGUGCUGGUCCAGAAUGAAACUAGAGCGGUUUUUACGUCACAGGCCCAUGCUUAAAACGGUUUUGGACUGCAUAAUCGGGAAGGACAUUACCCAGAAACUGUACUCUCUUAAUGAGCACUUAAGUGGAUUGAGUGCGGAACGAAAAAGGGGAAAACAACACGAACUUUGGGCCCGCACACAUAAUCGGAGUAUGUCCGUCGAUGCAGUUAAUACCGGGAUUACCGGACUAGUGAGGUCAACGUCAUAUCGAUCAGAACAACAACGACAACAAUCAUUUACGUCAACCGAAACUAUCUCGCAAGCGAAAGUAAUCCCAGGUUGGGUACCGUUCGUGGCGAAUCAAUUUCCGACUCAUUCGCCUUUCAUUCACCAUUCCACUGUCAACGACAACGAUUCAGCCGUAAGUUUGUUACGCCACGAAUCGCAAACUCCUCCGCACAGAUCCAGAUCGCUGCGGAGAACUCGUGAAGUCAAGUUUCGAAACUGAGAACCACCGACAUCGAGUCAUGCAAUGAGCGGAACACUAUUUCCUGAUAGAGGAUCUGAUUAUUUUUUCUGGUGCUAAACGAUUUUGUGAACCGUUUCCCUUGUUUUCUUUUUUCAUCGACACUAGCAGUUCAUAGUUUGAUAAAAUGGAAAAAUUAUAUAGAUACAUAGGUAACUAAAAAGGUGAAAAUGCAGAAGUAGAAAGUUUUAACAUUCUCUUUAUAUAAUAAUUUGAUACAAAUAGGGUGCAUAUUAGCAGAGUGAACAGUAGUAAGUACGUAUUGGUCAAAAAUUCGGUUAUAUGUUGCAUCCUUUUUUAUUUAAUAACUGUGAUAGUAAACAUCAAUUUCUUCAAUUAACCUAUACUUUAUUUACUUUCUCUAGCGAUGUUCCCCUUCCAAUGUCUUUGAGCCGCUCUGGCAAAAUCGAAGGUAGGGAGAAAAAAGCUCAUUAUGCUCUCGACUCUUGUUCAUUAAACUUACUUUUUCAUACAGUACA
Agrilus planipennis (emerald ash borer) is the source of this 2071-nucleotide messenger RNA. RefSeq names its product blood vessel epicardial substance-B-like. Lineage: Eukaryota; Metazoa; Arthropoda; Insecta; Coleoptera; Buprestidae. Gene Ontology annotation, cellular component: sarcolemma. Gene Ontology annotation, molecular function: cAMP binding. Bases 183 to 1574 code for a protein of 463 amino acids. The record is from RefSeq and is a predicted model, not a curated record. The transcript has 7 exons.